Molecule: messenger RNA, 3913 nt
Organism: Ornithodoros turicata
Lineage: Eukaryota; Metazoa; Arthropoda; Arachnida; Ixodida; Argasidae
Product: carnitine O-acetyltransferase-like
Exons: 14
Coding region: 83-1990 (635 amino acids)
Biological process (GO): carnitine metabolic process, CoA-linked
Cellular component (GO): peroxisome
Molecular function (GO): carnitine O-acetyltransferase activity
Source: RefSeq, a predicted model, not a curated record
UUACGUUUGUACAGCGGGGACAGGUUUCUGUUUUUGUUGUUUGAGGAAACCUUCUCGAGGAAAAUUAGGUCGUCCACUGGCAAUGAUUAGUCGACUGCAAAUCUCCUGGGCUUGCAGGAGGAUGGUUAACGGAAUCAGCCGCAACACUGCCAGAAGUGUCAGCGCACCUGCUGGCGCUGUGGCACAAGAACCUAUCAUGUUAUCCAGGCAGAAGGACUUGCCCAGGCUUCCUGUACCACCACUGCAGGAGACUCUGGAUAGGUACUUGAAAUCUGUUAAACCGCUUGUCAGCGCCGAAGAAUACGAACACACAGUCAGCGAAGUCGAGCAAUUCAUCAAGCCCGGAGGCACGGGCGAGGAACUGUAUACACUGCUUCAGCAGAGAGCACAGACAAAAGAGAACUGGGUCUCGGAAUGGUGGUUACGAGAGGCAUAUUUGAAAUACAGAAUGCCAGUGGUGGUUUACUCAAACCCGGCAAUGUCUCUUCCGAGGCAGAAUUUUGCGACAAAGCAAGACCAACUCAGAUACGCAGCUACGUUAAUUGCUGGAGCACUAGACUUCAAGAACCUCGUCGAUAAGCAGCUUCUGAAGCCAGACAUGAUGAAGGACAGUCCCCUGGACAUGUCGCAGUACCAAAAAAUAUUCUGCACGUGCAGAGUGCCCAAGGAAGGCUGCGACGAAUUGGAAUCUUACCUUCUGGAGGACGAUCCUCCGAAACACAUAAUAGUGGUGCACAACAACCAGUUCUUUGCCCUCGACGUGUACCAUCCCGACGGCACUCCCUAUGACGAACGACACAUCCUACCCAUGUUGGAGAAACUGGCAAAGUUAUCCAUGGACCCAGAUAAACCUAUAGGCAUUCUCACCACAGAGCACAGGGAUGUCUGGAGCAAAGCUUACAGUAGCCUUUGCAGCACGCACGGGAACGCAGAGUCAGUAGCAGAGAUUAAGAAGGCCAUGUUUGUAGUAUGUCUCGACCAAAAGCUGCGGUCAAACGAGCCGUACGAGGUUACUUCAGCAUUCCAGAUGUUGGUCGGUGGCCCGAGAGGGCAGAACGCUGGAAACCGGUGGUGCGACAAGACGGUACAGUUUAUUGUUGGAGAGGAAGGCAAUAUCGGUCUGCUGUAUGAACACAGUCCUUCUGAGGGGCCCCCUGUAGCAGUGCUUGUGGACCACUGCAAUAACUACAUUACCAACAAGGAAAACACAACAUGGUCAUCUGAGCCAACAGGAGCUCACACAAAGAAGUUGAAAUUUGUAAUAGAUUCUCAGACGGAGCAGUACAUUCAAAAUGCGACAAAGGCUCUGGCACAGCUGGAGAAGGAUAUAGAUCUGCGCACCUUCAAAUUUCCUGGCUACGGUAGAGAUUUUAUCAAGUCCUGCAAGCUGAGCCCAGAUAGUUUUGUACAAAUGGCUAUCCAAUUAGCAUUUUACAAGAUGCACGAGGUUCCAGGAGCCACGUACGAGAGUGCUACGACCCGAAAGUUCCUCCACGGCCGUACGGAGACCAUCCGUUCCACUUCCAUGGAAAGUUUAGAGUUCUGCAAGACGUUUCACUCCUCUAGGUCUUCAAACACGGCAAAAGAGAACAGUCUGCGUCAGGCCGUGGAGGCCCACAAAAAGUACACAAAUUUGGCCGUCAAUGGUCUCGGUGUUGACAGACUGCUGUUUGGUCUCAAGUGCGUGGCAGCAGAAAAAGACAUAACCGUCCCUUCGCUCUAUUUUGAUCUGGGUUAUAUCAUCAGCACUCACUUUAGGCUUUCUACGAGCCAGGUCCCAACAAAAUGUGACGCUCUCAUGUUCUACGGCCCCCUGGUACAAGAUGGAUACGGCUGCUGCUACAACCCGAGGCAAAGCUCCAUCAAUUUUGGACUCUCUUCUUUCACCACUUGCUUUGAGACAUCCACUGCCGCGUUCCGUGAUGCUCUAGACGAGAGUCUCACCCAAAUGCACGACUGUCUGGUUUUGUCACAGAAAUCAAAGCUAUGAUACUGCUUACCACACGUAGGUUCGUACGUCUUAGUACCUUACGACAAGAAAUUGCAUCGAUUUUACUGUGCAGUUAUGUUCCGUAUUACGCACGCAGAUAGAGAUCUAGUUUUAAGAUAAUUACCUAAUGUGCCUAUGAAAAUUCAGGCGUGUAUUUGUUGCACAUACACACGCAGCAUCGGCGCUACUAGAGAGGGGCACCAGCGGCCAUUCCAUCGCCCCUUGCAACUUCAAUGUGGGCAUGUAGGAAACUGAGAUCAGUUUUGACGUUAGUGCUUGCUCCUUUUUUCUGAGUGCCUUAGAAGAUGCGCUACAGUAUGCGCAUGAAGGCAGCAGGCAACCCUUGGGCUGUUUUGAGUGACAGCUAAUGAAGAAUAGAGCUCUAACAUUGUCGGUUUUAUGUUGUGUUAGUAUUGUAUUACUUUAAUGCAUUACACUAACUUUAGUGAAGGCCUUGUUGAGCUGAAAUAUUUUCCGUCCCUUGGCAGUGUUCGGAUAAUCAGGUCAUGAUCAAAAUUGCAGGGACGUAGGAAUUUUCUAUUCAUACAAUUUUUUUCUUCUUUCCUAUAAUUUAGGAGGAGGUUCUGGUAGUACUUUGGUGAUAUUUCUCUUAGCACUCUGUUUUUACUUGUUUACUUUAAGUUUCUGUUUUCAUUAUUUUUGAUUGACCAAUUUGUACAAAUAUCACUGCAGCAUGCAAAAUUUCUUUUCACUGACAUCUGCGUCAGCAGAGAAUUGUGGACUUAAUAUACUCGGAACAAUGCGUUCUGCGGCAUAUUACUACUCAUAAUAUAAUUAUUUGUGGCUUCUUCACACUUUUGCAGUUGUUGCAAUGCCUUCCAUGUGAGAUUAAACUUUUUUGGCCCAAAAAAUAAUGCAACCACAAAGAAAACCCAUGUUCUACUUAGACUACACGUUUACUGUUCAUUUUACUACCCAUUAACUGUUCAUUUUAAUACACAUUAACUGGGGUGAUCGGGACACCGAGACAUCGGAGUAAGGGAAUGCACAUGUUAGAUCGCAAAAUGCUGAAACUUUAGUUUGACAUGUUUCUCUCUCUCUUUUUCUCUCCCUCUCAGUGUCUUCAGUGUUUUUACGUGUCACUUUGCCUUGACUGUUCCAUCCAAACCGUGGCAAUCCGAGCUGUAAAGAGGCCUUACAAAUUAAUUGUAAUUUGUACUGUAAUGCUGAUGAGGCAAAGAAUCUAUCUCGAAUAUAUUAUGUACAUCUCUACUUAAUAUCUAGUCAUAAAUGAAUGCACGACCAACAUUAUACAUCGUACAUUGCCCCAUCUGUUACACUGCAGGCACUUUCUGUUUUACCGCUCAACUCCUAGUCUCCAUUCAUAGAAAGUUGCACAAAAGAAUGUAAGAAGGCUUAGCUGUUGCUUUAUAAAACAGCAACCCAUUGUGCCCCUUCUUUUUGAAGGAUGCACACCAACAACCUCAACGUCAAGGCCUAGUCUUACUACGACAGUAUCGAUAAUAGUAUCUUUGUUUAGGUAUGUCUGUUGCAAAGCUUUCCAAGAUGGCAGCAAGUAAUGGCGUGACUGGUUGUCGCCUGUAUAGGUCCUUCUGCAUCACUCCGACCUCGCAGAUGCGAUAGCUCAUGUUUUAUUUUAUUUGAUGAUUAGAAUAGAACAAGAUGUCUAGACCAGUCAGUUCCUUUCUCUACUGUCAAAAAAUAUUUGUUCUUGAUCGCUGUAAUAUGUGGCCUUACACAAGGGGUGUUCGAUUAACGCCUCCACAAAAUCCUUGGGAAUUGAGUUAAAGCUCCUUUUUCUAGCUGAAGUUUGGGAAAACCCGUCAAAAUGUUGCUGGUUGCAAGGUUGUCUGCACUAACUGUGGACAGGGCCUUGUGUCAUAAUGAAAUGCUCUUUUUUUUUUUUUCAGUUACAAUAAAUGACAAUACAUUGAAGGUCGA